CACACGCAGACGGCACGCGGGAGGACACGCGCGACGAUGGCGAGGUCGUCGUGGAAGUCUCUGUUCGGCUGCUUCAGCUCGCACUCCGCCGCCGCCGCGGCAGCCGCCUCCGGCAAGAGCAGCAAUAAGAAGAGCACCAAGAAGAAGAAGACGAAGGUAGCGGCGUCGGGGAGCGGCAGCAAGCCGCGGAGGCCGAGCCGGUCGCUGCACGGGCGGAUGUCCUUCUCGGACCUGAGCCUCAACGGCGGGAUGGUGUCGCCGGAGGACCUCUCGCUGUCGCUCGUCGGCUCCAACCUGCAUGUCUUCACCAUCGCCGAGCUGCGCGCCAUCACCAGGGACUUCUCCAUGACCAACUUCAUCGGCGAGGGAGGCUUCGGCCCCGUCUACAAGGGCUACGUCGACGAGAAGGUCAAGCCCGGCCUCCGCGCCCAGCCAGUCGCCGUCAAGCUGCUCGACCUCGAGGGAAACCAGGGGCACAACGAGUGGCUGACCGAAGUCAUUUUCCUGGGGCAACUGAGGCAUCCUAACCUGGUCAAACUGAUCGGUUACUGCUACGAGGACCAGCACAGGCUCAUCGUCUACGAGUUCAUGACCAGGGGCAGCCUCGAGAAACAUCUCUUCAAAAAGUACGCCGCGUCGCUGCAAUGGUCAACACGGCUGAAGAUCGCCGUCGGCGCUGCCAAAGGGUUGGCCUUUCUCCAUGAGGCCGAGAACCCGGUCAUCUACAGGGACUUCAAGACCUCCAACAUCUUGCUAGACUCGGAUUACAAAGCGAAGCUUUCGGAUUUCGGGCUAGCCAAAGAUGGACCUGAGGAAGACGAGACGCAUGUCUCGACCCGGGUCAUGGGCACGCAAGGGUACGCUGCACCCGAGUACAUCAUGACAGGCCAUCUGACCGCGAAGAGCGAUGUGUAUGGUUUCGGCGUGGUCCUGCUGGAGCUCCUAACGGGACGCAAGUCCGUCGAUAAGAACCGACCACCGCGGGAGCAGAACCUGGUGGACUGGGCACGGCCGUACCUGAACGACUCUCGGCGGCUGGACCGUGUCAUGGACCCGAACCUUGCCGGACAGUAUGCCGGAAAGGCCGCGCAGAAGGCAGCAGCACUGGCGUACCAGUGCGUGAGCCUAAACCCCAAGUCUCGCCCGCACAUGUCUGCAGUGGUCGACGCUCUGGAGCCACUCCUCGCCCUCGAAGACGACGGCCUAGUUGGUCCGUUUGUGUACGUGGCACCACCCGACAAUGGUGGCAAUGAUGGCAGGGAGGGAGGCCACACGAGACGAGCAGGCCGGAGAAGGUCCCAAGAUGCAGCAGAUUCUGUUGCCGUUGUUGUGGAGCGUGUGUGAUGGUAUGAGUAGACAUUAUUUGGAGCUUGCAUCAAACAAUAGCGCACUAAAUUGAAAUUGGAAUGUUUGUGGAAUCAUGGUUGCAUUUAUAACCUCAGAAAGAGAAGGAGAAGCUUGGAGAACUAGAGAUUGUAAAGAAAAUAGGCCAUCUCUUAUUUCACACAAAAAGAGAUACUUGCAUAAGAAUGCACUUCAGUACUGUAGCAUUUUACUUUUCUUGGGAGUUUUAGGAAAUAGGCUGACUUGUGAAACGAGAGUACGCAACAUAUAGUUAUCGGUAUAUGUAGGUUGCAAUCUAUGUUUUCCAUAUUAGACUUGUAAUAAGGGUUGUAUAGGACAUGUUAUAAUAUACCAGCUGUAUUCUACCCAACUCUUGUAUGCCACCGUAGGGGCUAUUCCCACACACAUAUUAACAUGUAACCAAGCACAUGGAGAGGGUAUCGUUCAAUCCCAUCUCAA
Molecule: messenger RNA, 1803 nt
Organism: Lolium rigidum
Lineage: Eukaryota; Viridiplantae; Streptophyta; Magnoliopsida; Poales; Poaceae
Product: serine/threonine-protein kinase RIPK-like
Exons: 5
Coding region: 37-1344 (435 amino acids)
Biological process (GO): protein phosphorylation
Molecular function (GO): ATP binding; protein kinase activity
Source: RefSeq, a predicted model, not a curated record